CAUUGGCAAGCGUUUUGAAGCGUAAAGAAAAAACAUCAACACGUGCCGGGUGCAUCCAUUCAAAAUUUGCACAAUCGUAUUUGAUUUAUAUUUAUAUUUUUAACGAUCAACGACUGCAUAAAGAUUCCUGGUUUGCAUUUUUGUAGUUGGUUAUUAUCAGAGGAAAUAAUGGCGGGAUCCAGCGAUGCCCAACUGCAAAUCAAACUCGUCACAAAGCAAUCGACAUAUGCUGUGCCUGAUAUUCCGUAUUCAGUUCCCUCAGAAAUCGUUUGUGGCGAGCUGAAUUCUCUCGUCAACGAAUUAUUGACAGAAACUCAUGGUGGCGCUGUGGUUGAGUUCGAUUUUCUCGUCGGCGGAGAACUGUUACGGACACAUCUGUCUGAACAUUUAUCAGAGAGACAGGUUUCUGCCGAAGAAGUUGUCCUUGUUGAAUACGUCGAAAGGUUCCCAGCCCCAGAACCACAAGACUGCCUUGAACAUGAUGACUGGGUGUCUGCCACUCAGGCCAGUGGGGAAUGGAUUUUGUCUGGAAGCUACGACAGCACAUUACAUUUGUGGAGUCGCAAGGGAACACACCUACUCACAAUUCCAGGACACACAGGAGCCGUCAAGGCGGUAGCUUGGGUAGAAACUGCAGACAAAAUUUGUUCCUUUGUUAGUGCUUCUCAAGACCAAACUGCAAUGAUUUGGCAGUGGAAUCAGACAUCCAACUCGGUCGAGUGUGUCCACGUUUUGAGAGGACACGAUAGGGGGCUGGAGUGUCUGGCCGUUGACCCCACUCGCACUUACAUUGCCACUGCUGGCUGGGACAAGGUCAUUCACUUGUGGUCGACUGUCGAAGGACUCAGCGAGGGAGAAUCAUUUCCAAAAAAGAUUAAAUUUGAUUCCAAAGUAAUUUUGCAACAACUUUUCAUUGGGUUGAAAAAAAAAAUCAUAUUUUGCAUUCUGCAGUCACCUCUGAUGAGCUUCCAAGGACACAAAGAAGCCAUUUCUGCAGUGCAGUGGUCGGAGGAGGGAGAAAUGAUCAGCGCCUCUUGGGACCACACAAUCAAAACGUGGGACGCAGAGCUGGGCGGCAUCAAAGUGGAAAUCGUAGGCAACAAGAGUUUCUUUGACCUCUCUUGGUCACCGCUGACCAGAACUGCAAUCACAGCCUCUGCCGACAGACACGUCCGACUGUACGACCCAAGAUCAACAGAGGGAACCUUGGUGAAAUCAACAUUCACUUCGCACACCGAGUGGGUGCAGUGUGUCAAAUGGUCAACGACCUCCGAGUACCACUUCAUCUCUGGCUCUUACGACAAGCAGGUUAAACUUUGGGACACGAGAAGCCCCAAGGCUCCACUUUUUGAUAUGUCUGGUCACCAGGAUAAAGUUCUCUGCUGUGACUGGUCGAACCCAGAGUUGAUUCUCUCAGGGAGCUCAGAUAACUCGUUGCGGAUUUUUAAAUCUCAGCAUGUGCUGUAGCCCUGUGAUCACAGUAUUUGCUUUCAAUAUUUUCUCAAGCGGUGAAAGUAAACGAAACUACAAGAUAAUUCAAAUUUUGCAUUUUAUUUUGAUUAAUGAGAAAAUUGACGCACUUGAAAAAUUUAUUUAUUAGACACAAAUUACAUUUGAGAUAGAGUGACUUUAUAUUAAACACACUGGACUGAUCAUUCGUCGUCUUCAUCGAUGGCCUGGUCAGCCUCCAUGCCCAUUUCACCUCUCUGUAGGUAUUCAGAGAUCAAGUCACGCACAUUUUUCGAAGCUUCGUGAAACUCUUCCAAGUCCAUUCCUUCCCCAGUAUACCAGUGAAGGUAGGCUCUUUUUGCAAACAUAGCCUCAAACUGGUUCACCAGUCUUCUGAAAACUUCUGCGAUAGCCGAGUUGUUCCCAAUCACUGUUGCCGACCUGUAAUAAUCAAAAUAAAAGCUGUUAAUAAUUAAUCCACGCCAAGUUAUUGGACAA
Messenger RNA from Neocloeon triangulifer, 1947 nucleotides. RefSeq names its product ribosome biogenesis protein WDR12 homolog. The coding region runs from base 169 to 1467 and encodes 432 amino acids. Lineage: Eukaryota; Metazoa; Arthropoda; Insecta; Ephemeroptera; Baetidae. Gene Ontology annotation, cellular component: preribosome, large subunit precursor. The transcript has 7 exons. The record is from RefSeq and is a predicted model, not a curated record. Gene Ontology annotation, molecular function: protein binding. Gene Ontology annotation, biological process: ribosome biogenesis.